Molecule: messenger RNA, 2018 nt
Organism: Temnothorax curvispinosus
Lineage: Eukaryota; Metazoa; Arthropoda; Insecta; Hymenoptera; Formicidae
Gene: Dph2
Product: 2-(3-amino-3-carboxypropyl)histidine synthase subunit 2
Exons: 7
Coding region: 588-2000 (470 amino acids)
Biological process (GO): protein histidyl modification to diphthamide
Molecular function (GO): 2-(3-amino-3-carboxypropyl)histidine synthase activity
Source: RefSeq, a predicted model, not a curated record
GACAAUUACGUUCGAUCGAACGAAAGUUUCCUUCAAUCGCCUGACCGACCACUUUCGUAACUUUCUAAGAAUUAGAACUGGAUACGGAUAGAAGUGGAAAUGGACAUUGUCAGCUUCGCGGUAAUAUCGUAUCAAUUUGACAGUUUCGUCAUAAAACUGUCUCGAGAAUAACAGAGUCGGCGCAUUGUUCGAAAGCGCAAAGACGAAAUGCAUGGAACUCUAAAUUAACUAAUUAUUAGGCGCAAGAUCCCGAGUAUCCAUUCGUUCUGCGCGAAACAUCUUCGUUUCGAAUUCGAUGAGGGGGAUGAUGCAGCCGGAAAUAGCAGAUCGGAUGACCGAUCCUUCCUCUUCCCCUCGUCCUUCGGGGAUCUGUAGUCCGUAGGGUCUACGCCUCUGCCUCUAUAGUGCCUUUGUCCUCGCGACGUGCAGAGGAGAGGGCGGAGGAAGAAUUCGCGAACACGUGGUGGGGGAGUGACAAUGACAAGUAUGACAACCGCGCAAAUUUGCGCGGGGCUGCGCGGGGCCUCGUGAGGACCGGCUGUAAUUUGUAAUUCUAGCGACACGUAUAAACGAUCUUCGGCCUCGGAAUGAUUUCGUUGACGAAGGAAACCGAAAGAAACGUGGUGGAAGUCGCCGAGGUGACCGACGCUCAGGACGAUCCGUACGACGUGGAGAGAUGCGCCCGUUGGGUCCGGACGAACGCCUUGAAACAGGUAUGCCUACAGUUUCCGGACAGCCUGCUACCGGAUUCGGUGGAGGUUGCGCUACGUUUGGAGAAAAGCCUAGGGCGAAAGGUGUAUAUCUUAGGUGAUACGACCUGUGGUAGCUGUUGCGUCGACGAGGUAACGGCGCAGCACGUCGACGCGGACGGCAUAAUACACUUCGGACACGCUUGCCUCAGCCCCACCGCUCGCUUGCCCGUCUUUCACGUUUUGCCGAGGAAGCGAUUGGACGCGACGGCACUCUGCGACGAGUUCGUGCGAAUUUUUCCAGAUUGCGGGAAGAAGAUUAUAUUUUUCUACGACGUGGCAUACGCGCAUGAGAUUGAAAAUGUAUAUAACGCAUUGAAACCUGUAUAUAAACACUUAGUUUUGUCUAAAUUAAAUUGUACGUCGAACGUGGAAUAUACCGAUACGAGAGUAAGCUCGGCCUCAGUCGUCUUGGGUAGAGGUUACACCUUAGAAAAUGGAUAUAACGUACAGGAUUACGAAGGGUUCUUCUUGGGCGAGGGAGAAAAGACUCUCGCGUUAUUAGCGAUGAGUAUACCCGUGAAAAGGUGGUACUGUUUCGCAAACGGUAAAAUUGGCGAGUUCGAAGCGUUGAGCACACCUUGGUUGAAGCGAAGGAGAUUCCUGAUAGAGAAGCUGAGGGAUGCCAGAGUUGUGGGAAUUGUGGUGGCCACAUUGGGCAUUCAGGAAUACCUGACGGCUAUUAACACCGUGAAAAGAACCCUCAAACAGAAAAAUAAAAAGUCUUAUCUUCUCAGUGUAGGAAAGAUAAAUCCUGCCAAGCUCGCAAAUUUUCCAGAGAUCGACGCCUUUGUCGUGAUAGCUUGCCCAGAGAACGAGGUAUUCGACUCGAGAGACUUUUUUAAGCCUAUGCUUACGGUGUACGAAGUUGAAUUAGCAUUUAACAGCGCGAGGGAGUUCUGUCCGCAAUAUUUCAUGGAUUUUCGACAAAUAUUACCCGGCGGUCCUCACUACGUCGACUUUAAGCCGUCAACGGACUCGGAUGUUUCUCUCAUUACUAGCAAUGUCAGAAAUUGCGAGGACGACACUCUAUGUACAGAUCAAAUGAAUGCUCUGACAGUCCGUUCCUCAGGUACUGUUGCCAUUGGCAAGGCGGGGGCUCAAUAUCUACAAGAAAGAUCUUGGAAGGGUGCCGAACAGCGACUAGGCGAAGAUCCUGUACAACCAGCGGAAGCUGGUCGCGUUGGAUUAGCGUGGGAAUACACGAAUGAACCUUUAAAAACAGAUAAACGUGACGCACAAGCGGAAUAAAUAUAGCGUUUUUAGAUA